CAACCCUACAUUAACAACAGAACCAGGCAUAUUGACGUUGUGCUGUGGUUGAUCAUACUCCAGUUUAUGACAAGACAACAACAAAAGAAAACGAGAAGGGCGCUUCUGAUUUCAACGAAGCCCUGAAAAUGAAAAAGAGAAGAUUUUUAAAUGACUAAAAAAAUUACGAAGUUCAUGAUGCCUGUGAUUUUUUUCCUUUUAUUGGUGGUAGCGAUAUACUUCAGUUCUGAUCAACAGUUCUGUGAUGCAGCGAGGGACCAUGGACUAAAUCCCAAACCUUUUUACAAACUGGAUGUUUCCUGGCCAAACCUUCCAGAACUCUUCACUGGCCAAGUGUUUGCUGUUGCUGUUAACCCCGUGAAUGGUGUCAUUUAUGUUGCCCAAAGAGGGGAUAAUGUGCCAAAGGUUCUCGUGUUUACCAGGGAGGGAUAUUUUCUUCAGGCCUGGAAUACUUCAUCAAUUGAAAUGCCUCAUGGUAUAUUUAUAGCCAAUGCCUCCUCUAAUCCAUCUAUAUGGAUCACUGAUGUUGGAAAUGGAAAGUAUGGGCACACCAUCAAGCAGUAUACCCCCUCAGGUGAACUGAUUCAGGUUCUGGGGUCAGCAGGAAAAGCUGGAACAGAUGUGAACCCACUUCAGUUUGACCAGCCAGCUGAGAUAUUUGUUCAUAGCUCUGGAGAGGUCUACAUUGUUGAUGGAGAUGGAGGAUUAAACAACAGGCUUAUUAAACUGUCAAAAGAUUUAGAAGUGGUCUGGAUGCAUGGAGAAAAGGGAACAGGCCCAGCUCAGUUCUACAUCCCUCACAGUGUUGCUGUGGAUUCAUUUGAAAGAGUGUGGGUUGCUGACAGAGGAAACAAAAGAAUCCAGGCUUUUAAUGCUGUCACAGGGGAUUGGCUGGGAUCGUGGAGCAGCUGCUUUGACAACGCUCCAUAUUCUGUCAGGCUCACACCAGACCAGAAAUAUUUCAUUGUUGCCCAGUUGAACAUCAAUCAAAUAACUAUCUUGGAAGCACCACCAGUGGGAGCUAUCGGGUACUGUAAGAUAGUAAGUGUUAUCCAGCUGGGUGAAGACGUCAAACCUCACCUUGUUGACUUGGACCUGAAGACCGGAGAUCUUUAUGUGGCUGAAAUCGGGGCACAGCAAGCACAGAAAUUUAUACCAAUUUAUACAUAAAUCCAGUCUUUUUCUUUGUUCUUUUUGUUAUGUUUGCAGGCUAAGUUUCAAGCAAAACAAUGUAUAAUUUUGAAGGGUAAUUGAACUUUGUAACUUUCAUACUGAAGUUUGGACCAAAAUAAAUACUUCCAAACUCUUAAAUCAAUAAUAAUGGAAUUAACUUUGAUAAGUAGGAAAUCAAAGAUGCAUAUUAGGAAACAAAACAAGAAAUUGUGUUCAGAAUUUAUAUUCUAGAAUAUAUAAGGAAAAAGGCUAGGUACAUAUUGAUGGUGUUUUUUUUCUGUUGCACAGUUUAAUCUUGUGUUAUCUCUAUUUUGGGAUUGGUUAGGUGGUAGUUGUUUAAAAAUAUGAUAUGAAGUCACCUGAAACACAACUGCAGGAAUAGCACUCUCACAAAAAAAGAAGUACACCGACACUCUCAUUCAUACACUGUAGCUAAAGGGAAAAUUGCAUAUCGUCUCUCAAAAAGCUUGAAAAAUGGACACUGCAUAUAUUACAGUAAGUGUAGGAAGUUACACCAUUGUUGGUUGUUGUUUUUCAUAUGAAUUAUGUCUCGCUGUUUUACCUCACUAGUUUUAAACUCUUAACUGUGCCAGACUUGUGUAACUAAAAAAUAUGCUGUAUGCCAUGUCCUUGUGCCAUAUAAACUUCACUGAAAAGUAUUUGUUUCACAUUGUAUCUUCCCUGACAAAACAUUGAAAAAAUGUUAUAAACCCAGAGCCUUAAUGCAUCACAACACAAAACAACUGCAUGUUUCCAUAACAGUAAUGUGUUUGCAUGCAAGUGAUGAUCCACCAGAUACAUUGAGCUAAAUGUAUAGCAGUACUUAUUGAUGAUAGAAAGUAGACAAUAGUAUCAAGUGAAUGGACUAAACCCUUUGGAAGGUAAGCUUGUUCAAUACAUUUGGUAUGGUCCUCCUAAAGUACAGUUAUAGUAACGUAAUUACAAAAACAGGUACAGGCAUAAGACGAGUCAUUGAUGAAAGAACACAUUUUUCUCAAAAGUUGAUCAAUGUAAUCCACUGGAAUUAAAGUGGUCUUAACUGGAAAUAAAAAUGUGUAUUUUGUUUGUUGGUGUGUGCAGCAUUGCUGUGCUUCAAUUAGUGGUAAUUGCCAGUAGAGUUUGCCUCCAAUUUUUCUUAAAUGAAACACAUUCCAUUUGUUCUUACUGGUAUACUGUAUUAUUAUUAUUAUUAUUAUUAUUAUUAUUAUUAUUAUUAUUGCUGCUAUAUGUUCAGUUUAUUUUCAAAAGUUCAAUUCAGGGGUAGAUAUCUGAUUUAAUCAGGUUUACCCCUAAAAUCAGAACUCUCUGUUAAAGAUAAAUCCUAAUUUAUUUUUGUGAGCCAGCGUGAUGUUUCCUAAAAUUAAGUGAUGUAAAUUAGGUUGUAUGUAAUGACUCAAUGAAGACCUUAGUAAUACUGUAUUUGAUUACUGUUUUUUUUUUUUGUUUUAUAAAUGUUUUUUUUAUCCUACAUGUGAAAUCAAAUAUUGUGCAAUAAAAGGUAAUGUAAUCUUCA
Molecule: messenger RNA, 2686 nt
Organism: Acipenser ruthenus (sterlet)
Lineage: Eukaryota; Metazoa; Chordata; Actinopteri; Acipenseriformes; Acipenseridae
Product: NHL repeat-containing protein 3-like
Exons: 7
Coding region: 151-1170 (339 amino acids)
Biological process (GO): proteasome-mediated ubiquitin-dependent protein catabolic process; negative regulation of translation; protein polyubiquitination
Molecular function (GO): protein binding; ubiquitin protein ligase activity; translation repressor activity
Source: RefSeq, a predicted model, not a curated record